Molecule: messenger RNA, 2039 nt
Organism: Hordeum vulgare subsp. vulgare (domesticated barley)
Lineage: Eukaryota; Viridiplantae; Streptophyta; Magnoliopsida; Poales; Poaceae
Product: cytochrome P450 72A15-like
Exons: 4
Coding region: 223-1806 (527 amino acids)
Molecular function (GO): monooxygenase activity; heme binding; iron ion binding
Source: RefSeq, a predicted model, not a curated record
GCCCGGGACGCAAAAAAUGUGCGCUGGAACGGCAGAAAGAAAAGCCACCACCAUCUUUUAUAUAUAGCGGUGGGAUGGAAUGGUGAUGAGCACACCACUCGUAUCAUACUCAUACACCCCCCACCACCCACUUGAUCAGUGCAGGAGAGGAAAACACAUCAAUCAACCCCUCCCAUUCCCCUUGUGCUGCUUGCUCCGGCGUGUUCGAUCUGCUCCCCGGCCAUGGCGACGAGCGCGGUAGGAUCGCCGGUUUCUUUUCCGCUGGAGCUGCUGUACGUGGUCGCGGGCGCGGCCAUCGCGUGGUGCGCCGUGCGGGCGAUGGAGUGGGCGUGGUGGAGGCCCCGGCGACUGGAACGGGCGCUGCGGUCGCAGGGCCUCCGCGGCACGCCGUACCGCUCCGUGGCCGGCGACGCGCCGCUGGCUGAGAGGCUCAACGAGGAGGCGAGGUCCCGGUCCAUGCCGCUGGGCUGCCACGACGUCGUGCCCCGGGCCAUGCCGCUGUUCCACCAGACCAUGAAGGAGCAUGGUAAAAUGUCUAUCACUUGGUUUGGACCGUCACCUAGAGUGACCAUUAGCAAGCCUGAGCUUGUGCGCGAAGUUCUGUCCAACAAGUCCGGCCACUUUGAGAAGCUCAAGUUGGGCCGUCUUCAGAGGAUGUUGCACAACGGCAUUGGUAGCCACGAGGGCCAGAAAUGGGCCAAGCACAGGAAGAUCAUCAACCCUGCCUUCCAUCUCGAGAAGCUCAAGCGCAUGUUGCCAGCUUUCGCUGCAUGUUGCACGGACCUGGUGCAGAGAUGGGAAGGCCUAGCCGCAGGUGAUGCGUCAUGCGAGGUAGAUGUGUGGCCCGACAUGCAGAACCUAACAGGGGAUGUCAUCUCUCGCGCUGCGUUCGGCAGCAGCUACCUCGAGGGCAGGAGGAUCUUUCAGCUUCAGGGGGAGCAAAUCGAGCUCGCCGUGCUCGCCAUGAACAAGAUACAUAUCCCUGGUUAUUUGUUCUGGCCUACAAAAGCCAACCGAAGGAUGAGACAGAUUGCUGCCGAGAUCGAGAGGAUCCUCAAGGGCAUCAUCGCGAAAAGAGAGAACGCCUUGAGGGCCGGCCAAGCCACAAGCGACGAUCUCCUUGGGCUGCUGCUGGAGUCCAACAUGGCACACAGCAGGGAGGGCGGCAACUCCAAGGCCGGCAUCACGACCGACGACGUGAUCGGAGAGUGCAAGCUCUUCUACUUCGCCGGCAUGGAGACCACGUCGGUGCUGCUCACAUGGACGAUGAUCGUCCUCUGCAUGCACCCCGAGUGGCAGGACCGCGCCAGGGAGGAGGUCCUGCAAGUCUUCGGCGACCGCACGCCGGAUUACGACGGGUUGAGUCGCCUGAGGAUUGUGACCAUGGUGCUGUACGAGGUGCUGCGGCUGUACACGCCACUGACGGCGCUCCAGCGCAAGACGUACAAGCCGACGGAGCUCGGCGGCGUCAGGUACCCGGCGGGCGUGGUGCUUAUGCUGCCGCUGUUGAGCGUCCACCACGACAAAGAGGUUUGGGGCGCGGACGCCCGUGAGUUCAGGCCGGAGAGGUUCUCCGAGGGGGUCUCCAAGGCGUCCGUGGACGCGCCGGCAUUCUUCCCGUUCGGGUGGGGCCCGCGGAUCUGUAUCGGCCAGAACUUCGCGCUGCUCGAGGCUAAAAUGGGGAUCGCCAUGAUCCUGCAGCGCUUCUCCUUCGACCUCUCGCCGUCCUACACGCACGCGCCCUUCACCGUUGGCCUGCUGCAGCCUGAGCACGGCGCGCAGGUCAGGCUCAGGAGGCUUCACUGAGCUACUGCUACUACUGUAUUACAAAAUCAGUUGAUCUGCAUGUACAGCAUACUGGUGGAUUCUAAGACUAACUAACGCACUCAAGACUCAACAACGUGCACAAGGCCUGCUUGUGUAUUGACUUUAGAUGGAAGUCGGUUGUAUCACAUGACUGAAGUUUCAAGAGCAACGGUCAAAUUUUCAUUUGGAGAAGCACUAUAUAUACUAUAUCUUACUCUCUCCUUCUCAUAAUA